AGAGGAAAAAGCACAGAAUCCCUAGGCUCCAGUCUUCCCAUGAGUAAGAGCAAAUGCUCCGUGGGACCCAUGUCCCCCUUGGUGGCCCCGGCUAAGGAGCCCAAUGCCAUGGGCCCCAGGGACGUGGAACUCAUCCUGGUCAAGGAGCAGAACGGGGUGCAGCUCACGAACUCCACGCUGAUCAACCCACCACGGAGCCCUGAGGAGGCCCAGGAGCGGGAGACCUGGGGCAAGAAGAUCGACUUUCUGCUCUCAGUCAUCGGCUUUGCAGUGGACCUGGCCAAUGUCUGGAGGUUCCCCUACCUAUGCUACAAAAAUGGUGGAGGUGCCUUCCUGGUGCCCUACCUGCUCUUCAUGGUCAUUGCUGGGAUGCCGCUCUUCUACAUGGAGCUAGCCCUUGGGCAGUUCAACAGGGAAGGGGCUGCCGGCGUCUGGAAGAUCUGCCCCAUCCUGAAAGGCGUGGGCUUCACGGUCAUCCUCAUCUCGCUCUACGUGGGCUUCUUCUACAACGUCAUCAUCGCCUGGGCGCUGCACUACCUCUUCUCCUCCUUCUCCGCGGAGCUGCCCUGGGUGCACUGCAACAACUCCUGGAACAGCCCCAACUGCUCCGACGCCCGCACCGCCAACGCCAGCGCCAGCCUGGGCCCCAACGACACGUUCGGGACCACGCCCGCCGCCGAGUACUUUGAGCGUGGCGUGCUGCAUCUCCACGAGAGCCGUGGCAUCGACGACCUGGGCCCUCCGCGGUGGCAGCUCACAGCCUGCCUGGUCCUGGUCAUUGUCCUGCUCUACUUCAGCCUGUGGAAGGGGGUGAAGACCUCGGGGAAGGUUGUGUGGAUCACAGCCACCAUGCCUUACGUGGUCCUCACCGCCCUGCUCCUGCGCGGUAUCACCCUCCCUGGGGCCCUGGACGGCAUCAGAGCCUACCUGAGCGUGGACUUCUACCGGCUCUGCGAGGCAUCUGUUUGGAUAGAUGCUGCCACCCAGGUGUGCUUCUCCCUGGGUGUUGGGUUCGGGGUGCUCAUCGCCUUCUCCAGCUACAACAAGUUCACCAACAAUUGCUACAGAGACGCGAUCGUCACCACCUCCAUCAACUCUCUGACCAGCUUCUCCUCCGGGUUCGUCGUCUUCUCCUUCCUGGGAUACAUGGCACAGAAGCACAACGUGCCCAUUGGGGACGUGGCCAAGGACGGGCCGGGGCUGAUUUUCAUCAUCUACCCUGAGGCAAUCGCAACACUGCCCCUGUCCUCCGCCUGGGCGGUGGUCUUCUUUGCCAUGCUGCUCACCCUGGGGAUCGACAGUGCCAUGGGUGGCAUGGAGUCCGUGAUCACGGGGCUGGUUGACGAGUUCCCGCUGCUGCACCGGCACCGGGAGCUCUUCACGCUCGGCAUCGUGCUGGCCACCUUCCUGCUCUCGCUCUUCUGCGUCACCAACGGGGGCAUCUACGUCUUCACACUGCUGGACCACUUCGCAGCCGGCACGUCCAUCCUCUUUGGAGUGCUCAUUGAAGUCAUCGGAGUGGCCUGGUUCUACGGUGUCCAGCAGUUCAGUGAGGACAUCAAGCAGAUGACGGGGCAGCGGCCCAGCCUGUACUGGCGUCUGUGUUGGAAGCUGGUCAGCCCUUGCUUCCUUCUGUUUGUGGUUGUGGUCAGCAUCGUGACCUUCAGGCCACCCCACUACGGAGCCUACGUCUUCCCUGCCUGGGCCAAUGCCCUGGGCUGGGUCAUUGCCACGUCCUCCAUGGCCAUGGUGCCCCUGUACGCAGCCUACAAGUUCUGCAGCCUGCCAGGGUCCUUCCGAGAGAAACUGGCCUAUGCUAUCACGCCUGAGAAGGACCGCCCGCUGGUGGACCGAGGGGAGGUGCGCCAGUUCACGCUGCGCCAUUGGCUCCUGGUGUAAACGGAGCCCACGGAUGACCAGGGCAGUCCUCUUGCCACAGGGAG
Molecule: messenger RNA, 1943 nt
Organism: Marmota flaviventris (yellow-bellied marmot)
Lineage: Eukaryota; Metazoa; Chordata; Mammalia; Rodentia; Sciuridae
Gene: Slc6a3
Product: solute carrier family 6 member 3
Biological process (GO): nitrogen compound transport; amino acid transport; neurotransmitter transport
Cellular component (GO): plasma membrane
Molecular function (GO): dopamine:sodium symporter activity
Source: RefSeq, a predicted model, not a curated record